GCAUGAUCGUGGAUAGCUCGCUUUCAUCAAUAUCAGAGCUGUCGACGCGUAGUUGCGCCACUGUAUCACAGCAGUGGCCAGUGUUUGCUCGUUCUCGUCCGGAAAAAUGUCAGCCAUGCGGAUGAAAGCAAUGAGAUGUCCCACGGACGAGCUCACCCUCUCCAACUGCGCUAUUAUCAACGGCGAUGAUUUCCCCGACGAUGUCAGGCAUAUCGAAGUAACUACUGCACCAAAUUACCACUUUGUGUUUACCAUAAGAAGGCAUCAUGAGAUACCUCGUGGAACGGUCGGUUUCAGCUUGCCACAGCGGAAAUGGGCGACAUUGUCACUCAAUCAGGAAAUCGAGGUCCGGCCAUAUCACUUUGACCCGACUUCUAACACAGAAUGUUUGUGCAAUAUCAUUUUAGAAGCUGAUUUCCUACAGAAAAAAACUGUCACUUUGGACCCAUACAACACAGACGAGAUGGCCAAGGAUUUCCUGCUACAGUUUUCAGGCCAGGCAUUCACCGUGGGUCAGCAGCUGGCAUUCCAAUUUAAAGAUAAGAAACUGCUUGGAUUGGUUGUCAAGAGUUUGGAGGCUGCUGACCUGUCGGCUAUCAGUUCAGGACAGAACACUGUGCCCAAGAAGACCAGGCUGGGCCGAUGCCUGGGUGACACCAUAAUACAAUUUGAGAAAGCGGAAAACUCCAGCCUGAACCUCGUCGGGCAAGCUAAGGGGAAAGCUGUUCGACAGACGAUCAUCAACCCGGAUUGGGACUUCCAGAAAAUGGGGAUCGGCGGUUUGGAUAAGGAAUUCAGCGCGAUUUUCCGCAGAGCGUUCGCAUCCCGUGUCUUCCCGACGGAGGUUGUCACUCAAAUGGGCUGCAAGCACGUGAAAGGCAUCUUGCUGUAUGGGCCACCUGGUACGGGCAAAACACUGAUGGCUCGUCAGAUAGGAACGAUGUUGAACGCCCGAGAACCGAAAAUUGUAAACGGUCCGCAGAUUUUGGAUAAGUAUGUCGGAGAGAGUGAAGCCAACAUCCGAAGAUUGUUCGCCGACGCGGAAGAUGAAGAAAAGAGGCUUGGACCGAACAGUGGACUUCACAUCAUUAUAUUUGACGAAAUAGACGCAAUCUGCAAGUCUCGAGGUAGCGUCGCCGGGAACACAGGGGUGCACGACACCGUGGUGAAUCAGCUGCUCGCGAAGAUCGACGGUGUUGAACAAUUGAAUAACAUUCUUAUCAUUGGCAUGACCAACAGGCGAGACAUGAUCGACGAAGCCUUGUUGAGACCCGGCAGAUUGGAGCUGCAAAUGGAGAUCAGCUUACCGGACGAACACGGACGGUACCAGAUUCUCAAUAUUCAUACGGCGCGAAUGAGGGACUACAAGAAAAUUGCGGGCGAUGUGGAUCUGAAAGAACUGGCUACGUUGACGAAGAACUUCAGCGGCGCGGAGUUGGAAGGUCUGGUCAGAGCCGCUCAGAGUACCGCCAUGAACCGUCUGAUAAAAGCUUCCAGCAAGGUAGAGGUGGAUCCGGCCGCGAUGGAAAAACUGAUGGUCACCAAAGGUGACUUCUUCCACGCGCUGGAGCACGAUGUCAAGCCGGCAUUUGGCACGAGCGCUGAGUUGUUGGGUCAAUUGUUGACACGCGGAAUCAUCAACUGGGGUAGGCCAGUGGCCGAUAUCCUCGCUGACGGCAGCCUGUGCAUUCAACAAGCCCGCGCAACCGAGGGAUCCGGUCUUGUGUCUGUUCUUUUGGAAGGUCCGCCGAAUAGCGGGAAAACUGCACUGGCCGCGCAAAUCGCCAAGAAUUCGGACUUCCCGUUCGUCAAAGUGUGCACGCCCGAGGAUAUGGUCGGUUUUAUCGAGUCUGCGAAAUGUCUCUCCAUACGGAAGGUAUUCGACGAUGCAUAUCGUUCGCAACUCAGUUGCAUUUUGGUCGAUAAUAUAGAACGACUUUUGGAUUACGGCCCGAUCGGACCGAGAUAUUCCAAUCUGACAUUGCAAGCGCUUCUGCUGUUACUGAAGAAGUCACCACCACCUGGUCGUAAAUUGUUGAUUCUAUGCACUUCCAGUCGCAGACAAGUUUUAGACGAGUUAGAAAUACUCUCGGCAUUUAAUACCAUUCUUCAUGUGCCUAAUUUGUCAACCCCUGACCAUCUGCUGAGUGUCCUGGAAGAAGUUGAUCUAUUUACGAAGCACGAAGUGGCUUCUUUGCACGCCAAACUUCAAGGAAAACGCAUAUUCAUCGGUAUUAAGAAAUUGUUGUGCCUGAUAGACAUGGCACGUCAAGUGGAGCCGAGCUACAGGCUCCCGAAAUUCUUAUCGAAGCUGGAAGAGGAAGGCGGCCUAGAAUAAGAAGUAUUCCAUCUCGGGCUGCGUUAGUUUGGAAAACGUAGAUACAGAGGGAUCGCGCGGGCGCUUGUGAACCCUAAUAUGUAUUCAUCCAUUCGUUUUUUGCCUUCUUCGCGCCGUUCAGAUCGAAGCGACUCUGAUCGAACCGUUCGAAACGAACGCACCCUCGGAUUGUAGUAAUUUAUGUAGACGUAGAACGAAACGUAGUCGAUGACACUGGUGUGAUCCUCCGUGUGUCGCGACAAGUUACUGUAUUAGGUAGAGAAUAACACUAGCUUCCAUUGCGGUGCAUAUCCAGAAACGCGUGUUAACUCCAUAUUUUGAGAUACGAACGCGGACCACAGUCACAGCAGGUACCUAAGCGAUCGGUCUCGUAAGCGAAAAACUUGAGAAGGAAAUAUGUCGAGGCGAUUCGUGUAGUAGCUCUUCGUGUAAUAAGUGUAUUGGUCUAGUUUCCAUUCGAUCUUAAAUUUCACCGCAAUAUAAUGGCAAACCCAAAGGGACAGAUUUCCUCGCUUUGCGUCUUUUUAAGAGCUUAAUAGGUCAAUUUGUUCGGGCUUGUGUAUAUGCACGCAUUUGAAGAUAAUCAUAGUUUGCUGCGACUCGAUUGAAUAUACGAUUGUUACAUAGUAAUGUGCGCGACUGUUGUACAGUUACUACGUAAAGAGGUAGAGGAAGUGUUUGGUACACGGCAAACGCAAUACCUGAUUUUAGCGUAAGAAUCGUCUGUUGCAUUCUAUCAAGUGCAUUUCUUCCUUACAUGCCUUACGUAUCUUCAAUACACGAUUGACGAAAUCGCAGGAAGACAUUCGUAGCGAAGAACUUACAUUAGCUACAAAGCAAGGUACUUACAAAGUUAGCUGCAAAGCAGGUUAUUUACAUUAGCUGUUGCAAAGAUAAUUGCACCGUCUACCGCCGAUUUGGCAGCUCGACGCGAAGAUUAGCGUCUCUCUCUUUCUCUCUAAGUUAUAAUCUUGAUUGGGUGUUUUCCAUUUGAUGACGCAAGUCGGCACAAGCAUCAUCCUAUCUUUGUUACUCAUCGAAUACGGAACAGACAAAAUGGUGUCUUGUAUCAUUAAAUGAAAAGUAAGUGAGACUGGAGUGAGGGGGGCUAGUUAGCUAAAGGGGUAAAUUAGCUAAUUGAUUAUUGAUUAUUGUUUGUUAAUAGUUUACCGAAUCGAGCAAGCAGAGAUUUCAAACGUGUCAAAGUUAGUGAUGAAAUCCCUAUUCAUUCGUUUCUGCAACCUAUUAGAAAACGAUAGAAAUAAUCAAUUAGCCAACUUAACCCUUUAGUCAACUAGCCUCGAUCUUCCCCCUGUUUGUUAUAGCGUAGAUAGAGAAAGAAGUUGAGUAUCGCUAGGAUCGGACGCGAGACGACGACAAAAGCAGCCGCAAGCAGCAAACUGAAUGUACUUGUGCAGUUAUAUUACGUAAUUUGCUUUAUUUAUUAUAUGGGGAGGGGCGUUGAGAAAUUAAUAUCUUGAAUGUACAAUGAUGUUCUGGAACGAUGUUUCCUAAUCAGGAUUAUUGCGGGAAAUUUACGUCUCCAUUAUUAAUUAUCGAAUAGCAAUAAUAUAGUUAUAUAUAUAUACAUACACACACAUACAUAUAUAUAUAUAUAUAUAAAGAUAAACUUGUUAUAUUCUCGUAUAUGACGCCGAAUAUUUAUUGUUGAGUGCAUUCUCAAUUGCACAUGUAUAUUAUAUGCAAUCAAUGACCGUGCACAUAUUCGAUAUUUGUCAGUAUAUGUCUCGAAGAUCACGGAUAGACGUGAUGCGAUAGUUAGUUGUGAGGACUGCCGAUUUAGUCAAUACUUGUCAAUAAUCCCCGCUACUCCCUUCGUCGGCACGCUCCGUAAGAUCAUUCCAGGAUUAUUGCUUGAUAUAUAUUUAUUCUACCACCAUCAAAGAAUAAUUACAACGAUAGCCAGGUAAAGCGCGUUAUUACGGAUUGUAUCGCGCUUUUACUCAUACAUAGUACCAAUUAUGAGAUAAGUCGAUGAUUAUGCGAUUUGUUAUUAGGAUGUGCGACAGCUUGUCGUACACAUUGUAUUACUUCGUGCAUAGUUCAUGAAUGUGAAUAUAGUGCGACUUAAGUUUAUUUAUUUUUUUGUACACUAGUAUUUUAAUUGUAUUAUAUCUGUGUUAUGGCUUGAUAAAUGAUCGAGCUAAUUACAUGCAUUAUACAUAUAUGUAUGUACUGAAACAACACAUCGUACAUUGCAGAUGCUUAAGAGAGAAAUUUCGCUUAUGCGGUGUUCCUUACGUAUUGUAAUAUAUUCGACUACUCGUCUGUAUUCAUUAAUGUGACCUGUUACCGAUGCGAGGCAGAAAUAAAAUUAUCCGAAAGUAUA
Messenger RNA from Dinoponera quadriceps, 4688 nucleotides. Its product is annotated as vesicle-fusing ATPase 1-like. The transcript is spliced from 10 exons. Bases 107 to 2338 code for a protein of 743 amino acids. Gene Ontology annotation, biological process: Golgi to plasma membrane protein transport; intra-Golgi vesicle-mediated transport; SNARE complex disassembly. Gene Ontology annotation, cellular component: Golgi stack. Gene Ontology annotation, molecular function: ATP hydrolysis activity; ATP binding. Lineage: Eukaryota; Metazoa; Arthropoda; Insecta; Hymenoptera; Formicidae. The record is from RefSeq and is a predicted model, not a curated record.